Messenger RNA from Rhodofomes roseus, 988 nucleotides. RefSeq names its product S-adenosyl-L-methionine dependent methyltransferase. Gene Ontology annotation, molecular function: methyltransferase activity. The record is from RefSeq and is a predicted model, not a curated record. Lineage: Eukaryota; Fungi; Basidiomycota; Agaricomycetes; Polyporales; Fomitopsidaceae. The transcript is spliced from 2 exons. Bases 116 to 799 code for a protein of 227 amino acids.
UCUUCUGCUCGAUCCUUGAGAAGUCGCAUAAGAGGUACUAUCGCGGUAAUUUUCACCGAGCACUCUGCCCCUGAUCUUGUACCCCAGCCUCAUCGGACUCACGCACCGCGUUAGCAUGGAUCCCUCGGCUCGCAUCUAUUCACGCUUCAAUCUGCAUCUAUACAAUAUCGUCGUCCUCGUCGUCUCCAAUGCCUGGGCAUGGCGAUGCUCUACGACCUCCACUCUCCUUCCGUUCUUCCAUAAGAACUUGGGCGAGAGUGCCCAUCUAGACGUGGGUGUCGGCACCGGGUAUUACCCGGCGAAAUCAGUGCACCCUUUCUCAAAGACGGGGAACGUCACCCUAGUCGAUCUUAACGAGGCUACGCUGAGCACUGCGACAUCGCGACUACGCCACGCGGGGUACAAGGGGACCAUUGACGAGGUCCAACAUAACGUGUUUCAACCCCUCCCCGAGAGCCUUCGCGGACGAUUCGACUCUGUCUCCCUAUUCUAUCUUCUCCAUUGUCUCCCGGGCAGAAUGGAGGACAAGGGACCGAAGGUACUCGCUAAUCUGGCGGACGCUCUGCGACCCGACGGCGUGCUGUAUGGCGCGACCAUACUGGGACGAGGCCCAGGGGUGUCGCACAAUUGGUUCGGCAGGCGUUUGAUGGGCCUGUACAACAAGAAAGGCAUAUUUGGUAAUGCGGACGACACCCUCGAUGAACUCAAGCGCGCUCUGGAGGGCUGUUUCGAAGAAGUGGAAGUGAAGUUGGUGGGAGUGGUAGCCCUAUUCGAAGCGCGGCGACCGAAGAUGAAGUGAACCGAACAAGAUUCAUGUUGCUUGACGUGGACGUCGUCGGCCAUGUUAUCGUGUUCAUUGUUGAUCUCGGACAAAGCUUGUUCCUGUAGACGUUCAGCGGCAUGGAAUGAUUGAUUCUCCCUGUGUGUGUCAUUUAUGCCCGAAGUAUUCGUAUGCAACCGAAGAUGAAGCCACCUCGGAAGGACAGGU